AUGACGGACCAAAAUGAUGUAGAUCUCGACUCCAUUAUCGAUAGACUAUUGGAAGUCCGAGGAAGCCGACCUGGCAAGCAAGUGCAACUUUUGGAAGCAGAGAUCCGAUAUCUGUGCACCAAAGCUCGUGAAAUUUUCAUCUCGCAGCCUAUUCUACUAGAACUUGAAGCUCCUAUCAAGAUAUGCGGUGACAUCCACGGUCAAUAUUACGAUCUACUCCGCCUGUUCGAAUACGGUGGAUUCCCCCCAGAAGCCAACUACCUUUUCUUAGGAGACUAUGUCGAUCGAGGAAAGCAGUCGCUUGAGACUAUCUGCCUUUUGCUUGCGUACAAAAUCAAAUAUCCAGAGAAUUUCUUCAUUUUACGUGGCAACCAUGAAUGCGCCUCAAUCAACCGUAUCUACGGCUUUUACGACGAGUGCAAGAGAAGGUACAACAUUAAGCUUUGGAAGACAUUCACCGAUUGCUUUAACUGCUUGCCUAUUGCUGCUAUCAUUGACGAGAAGAUCUUCACAAUGCACGGUGGUUUGAGUCCUGACCUGAACUCCAUGGAGCAAAUCCGCCGUGUCAUGCGACCAACAGAUAUUCCUGACUGUGGUCUUCUCUGCGAUCUCCUCUGGUCUGAUCCUGACAAGGAUAUUACCGGAUGGAGUGAGAACGAUCGUGGUGUUUCAUUCACAUUCGGUCCCGAUGUCGUUUCACGAUUUUUGCAAAAGCACGAUAUGGAUCUGAUAUGCCGAGCACAUCAAGUCGUUGAAGACGGUUACGAAUUCUUCUCCAAACGACAGCUAGUCACCCUCUUUAGCGCGCCCAAUUACUGCGGAGAGUUUGAUAACGCUGGUGCAAUGAUGAGCGUGGACGAAAGCUUAUUAUGUUCCUUCCAGAUUCUGAAACCAGCGGAAAAGAAACAAAAGUACGUUUAUGGUGGUCUUGGUGCCAGCAGGCCCGUCACUCCUCCAAGGAAAAAAAAGUAA
Molecule: messenger RNA, 972 nt
Organism: Glarea lozoyensis ATCC 20868
Lineage: Eukaryota; Fungi; Ascomycota; Leotiomycetes; Helotiales; Helotiaceae
Product: Metallo-dependent phosphatase
Exons: 4
Coding region: 1-972 (323 amino acids)
Cellular component (GO): nucleus; cytoplasm
Molecular function (GO): protein serine/threonine phosphatase activity
Source: RefSeq, a predicted model, not a curated record